AAGAAGAAGAAGAAGAAGAAGCUCUGACGUAUGUAGUUUUACGACGGUGUGCUUUACCAGUUUCCGACAGUGUUACUCGGGAAGCGCAACUCUUGUGAAUAAACCGUUUUGGUUUCCUGUUUUAAGUUCUGAAAACUAAUAUUUAGAUAAUUUCAAACUAAUUAUCGCCAUACAUAACUAUAUCGAUAACCGAUAUAGUGAAAGUAUCAGUCGAAAUACGUGUUCUAUCAGCUUCAGUUCAGUUCUGAAGUUGCAACGCGAAGCCCGGCGGCUUUGAAAAGUUUGUUGUUGUCACGUGACACGAAUGUAGUGAUAAAGUUUUUGUUUGUUUAUUAAAACGACCAUAGAUACAAAAACAACAUUACAUAUUACGUUACUAUUUUAAAACAAUGCCUCAACCAAAAUACAGGAAGAUUGCUGUGAUUGGGUACAGAUCUGUUGGAAAGUCUUCUCUCACAAUACAGUUCGUGGAAGGACAGUUUGUAGAUUCAUAUGACCCUACCAUUGAAAACACCUUCAACAAAAUGGUGUCUGUCAACGGUCAAGAUUUCAAUCUUCAGUUGGUCGAUACUGCUGGUCAGGACGAGUACUCUAUUUUCCCUCAGUCUCAUUCAAUGGACAUCCAUGGUUAUGUCUUGGUCUACGCAGUAACCUCCAUGAAAAGUUUUGAAGUUGUUCAGGUUCUUCAUGACAAGCUGCUAGAUAUGGUUGGGAAAAUACAGGUGCCAACUGUUCUUGUUGGAAAUAAAAAAGAUCUCCACAUGGAAAGGGUGAUCAAGCCAGAGGAAGGGAAGAAGCUGGCCCACUCAUGGGGAGCAGCAUUCAUGGAGUCUUCUGCCAAGGAAAACGAGACCGCUGUAGAGGUAUUCAAGCGGAUCAUUCUGGAGAUGGAGAGGGCGGAUGGGAACGUUCCUUCAGAGGAUAAAAAGUGUGCCGUGAUGUAAGAGGGUCUCACCAGGACAGCAGUAAGCUCAUUGGAUGAAGCCAGGGGAGACAACGUCACCAGCCUGCCAAUCAUGACUUCCCUAGCACCAAGGAGCCGCAGUCGAAAUGUGGCCACUUUAUAAUUCAACAGUGUUUUACACAAAGGCACCCAAUCACACUCAAGGCUGACUAAAAAGAACUCUGACAGGUGUCACACAAGGGUUUCAUUGUCAGUUUUACUGAAAAAACCUUGUACAUAAGUUUGGUUGGCAUAAACCAAACCUCAUGAAAAUACCAAAUGUAAUGUAAGAGCCACAAGCCCAAACUUCACAACAAAAAACAGCUCCCUGAUAAUUGCAAUCAAAUAGCUAGCCAUGUAUCAACAGAUGGAGCGGUGACUGGUUAGUGUCCCCAACUCUCACUGGCUAGCUUCACCUUGUACAUAAUAAGGGCUGACCUUGAUGCCUAAAAAACAUGCCUGACUUUUUUUUCUCAGGUCAUUGUUUGGAAAGCACUAUAAUUCACAACUGAUUAAUGUAUUGGUUACAGUAUCUAGGAAUGAGUUCUCUUUCACACAAGAUGUGUAUUGCAGAAAUACAUUUCAUCUAGCAUUGGUCUUGGCUAACAUUUUUUCACUGUAAAGCUUUCAGCAAGUCAACUUCAGGUUACACUUCACUCUUGAACUGUAAAUCAUGUCUUUUAGGAAACAUGCCAAUUUGUAUUUUCUAGAAUACAGUUUUAUGUUCUUCUG
This is a messenger RNA of Salmo salar (Atlantic salmon), 1675 nucleotides long. RefSeq names its product RHEB like 1. Gene Ontology annotation, cellular component: membrane. Gene Ontology annotation, molecular function: GTPase activity; GTP binding. Gene Ontology annotation, biological process: signal transduction. Lineage: Eukaryota; Metazoa; Chordata; Actinopteri; Salmoniformes; Salmonidae. The record is from RefSeq and is a predicted model, not a curated record.